AAUCCUGCAAAUAGCUAAUCCUACUAUUGUAUCUAUUGCACUAAAUUCGUUGCCAAAUGGAUAAUGGUACUGAAUAGAUUUUGCGCAGUAUAAAGAUUGACCUUAAGUGAGUGGUCCCCAAUGGUCCCAAGUCGGAAUUAAAUUUGUUAUACGUGAUUACCUCCCAGCUGAUCUACUAAACUACGAGCAACGAAAACCUACGCCUUAUUUUCCUGCUAUACUGCCCUUUGGCAACUCUUGUGCAGAAAGCGUCGUUUUAUUAUAAAAAUUAUAAAACCGGUGUAAAUCCUACACGUGCUUUCUUUGCGUAGACUUUUCCUAGAAAUGACAUCGACUGGAGCAAACGUUAAUCCAAACACGUUAACAGAAGAUGCUCAAGGAGAGCAGGUAAAUAUGUACAAAUUGCAGCAGCUAGAGGAAGAAGCGUUGAAGCUGAAAUAUCCGGGAACUGCUGAGAAUACUACUGCAUUCUUACACAAAUGCCUACAAAAAGGACAGAAAUUUUUUGAUUCUGGUGAUUACCAAAUGGCCAAGCAGAACUGCGGUGUGAUUAAUGGAGUAACCGUCGGGCAGGAGAUACCCACACCUGAAACGUUGUAUGCUAAUAAAAGCUUAAUUAAAACUCGGACUUCAAACUGA
Messenger RNA from Glossina fuscipes, 639 nucleotides. RefSeq names its product alpha-endosulfine-like. The transcript has a single exon. The coding region runs from base 325 to 639 and encodes 104 amino acids. The record is from RefSeq and is a predicted model, not a curated record. Lineage: Eukaryota; Metazoa; Arthropoda; Insecta; Diptera; Glossinidae.